Messenger RNA from Camellia sinensis, 1183 nucleotides. RefSeq lists its product as uncharacterized. NCBI's taxonomy places the organism in Eukaryota, Viridiplantae, Streptophyta, Magnoliopsida, Ericales, Theaceae. The record is from RefSeq and is a predicted model, not a curated record.
AAAAAUACGAAAUACAUCGUUACGGUGCUGCUGAGAGAGAGAGAGAGAAUCAGAGAGCCCUCAAAGAUUUGUGUAAGUUGUUUGCCUCGUAAUAGCUGAAGAAGAUACAGCGAUUGAUUGGAACAAAACCUAACUUCGAUCAUCAUCCGUAGAUCAUCAUCAACCUGAAAAAGUGAAACAAAGAGAAAAAGAUUCAUCAAAUACUACUUUCAGAUAUUUUGAAUGGAUAAAGGGAAAGGAGUGGUAAUGAAUCGAAGAUGGGCUAUCGAUUUCACUGACAAUUCAACUGUUCCUUCAUCUCGCGACAUCCCUGAUCCCCCUGGUUUCUCUCGUGCUCCUCUCGAUCAGGAUGAUUCAACGUUGAGUCGCCAAAAGAAGGAUGCUGAAGCUAAUUGGAAAUCUCAGAAAGCAUGGGAAAUGGCACAAGCCCCUUUCAAGAAUUUGCUAAUGAUGGGCUUCAUGAUGUGGAUGGCUGGAAGUACAGUGCAUUUGUUUAGCAUUGGUAUCACAUUUUCAGCUCUUUGGCAACCGAUAAGUGCUCUUCAAGGAGUCGGGAAAGUUUUUGCGCCUUACAAGGACAGUAAAGUAGAUCUUCUUGCACCCAAACUACUGUUCAUCGCCCUCAAUUUGGGGGGCUUAGCACUAGGUGUAUGGAAGCUUAACUCAUUGGGUCUUCUUCCAACCCACGCAUCAGAUUGGGUUUCAUCCUUAUCCCCUGCUCAGGAGAUUGAGUAUUCUGGCGGGGGUAUGCCUUUGCAUUAAGGUGCUUGAUCAGUUUGACUCCACAUGACGUGAAUGUAACGUAGAAUUGAAGUUGAUGGGGCAUGGUUUGCGGCAUGGAAGCUUCACUGAUGUUAUUGGGGCAUGGUUUGCUCGUUAUGAUUUCAUGGACCGUAGAACUCUUUAUCAUUUGGGCAUGAAGUAACUUUGUAGUGUCUUCAAUGGCCCGUGACUUAUCUUUUAUUAUAUUUGUGUUUACACUUCCAGUGAACAGAUAUUGUCAGCACAAAAACUAGUGUUCUUUGAAACAAGUUGCUUGAAAAUUCAAAUUAAGAUACGGGAAAUGUGAUAGUUUGGAAACUGUUUUGAAACUGGACAGGAAGUUUGUAAUCCACCUUGGAAUCUAUUGUUGUGGAAGUACUAGAAUUAUUUAUUAACUUGUUUAGAGGUUUUUUUUCAGGUA